Hemicordylus capensis (graceful crag lizard) is the source of this 3353-nucleotide messenger RNA. RefSeq names its product outer mitochondrial membrane lipid metabolism regulator OPA3 (gene OPA3). NCBI's taxonomy places the organism in Eukaryota, Metazoa, Chordata, Lepidosauria, Squamata, Cordylidae. Gene Ontology annotation, biological process: regulation of lipid metabolic process. The record is from RefSeq and is a predicted model, not a curated record. Bases 214 to 834 code for a protein of 206 amino acids. The transcript is spliced from 2 exons. Gene Ontology annotation, cellular component: mitochondrion.
UGAGUGGCGUCCCUUUUGUGGGCUUAAGCCUUUACAGCAAAGCCAAACCGGGAAAAAAGAUAGGACGUCGAUCCGCCCUCACGCUUGGAGUGAAAUAAUUACAUAUUCAUGAGAGAAAACGUUGCUCAUUAGCAUGCCCCGCCCACACGCUACCGAGCCUUGGGCGUCACAGGCCUCUCUCUGCAUGUUCCUAGGAUCUAUGAUCAUAUAGACAUGAGCGCCGAAAGAGGCGGCGGAAGUAUUUACUGGGGCGUGGCCUGUCCAUGCCUGCGCGCUGACGUCUGGGGCGGCGUGGUGAGCGACGUAACGUGCGCGCUGACGUCCGGGACGGCGUGGGCUCUCCGCGCAGGGGCCGCUGGGAGCGCGAGGAUGGUGGUCGGCGCCUUCCCGCUGGCCAAGCUGAUCACCCUGGGCGUUCGGCAGCUCUCCAAGCCGUUGGCCGCGCGCAUGAAGGAGGGGGCGCGGGCCAGCCCCUUCUUCCGCCAGUACAUCUGCGGACCCCCCGCUCAAAUUUAUCACUGGAUUGAGAUGCGGGCCAAGAUGCGGAUUAUGGGCUUCCGUGGUGCUGCCAUCAAGCCGCUGAAUGAGGACGUGGCCGCUGAGCUUGGUGCAGAACUGCUGGGUGAAGCCAUCAUCUUUGGGGUGGGGGGGCUGUGCAUCUUCUUGGAGUACUCCCGCCAGGCCACCAACAGCAAGAAAAAAGAGGACGAGCUCAACAGCACCCUCCAGGGCCUGCAGGAACAGGUGGCAGAACUGAACUUGACUGUGGAAACUUUGGACGCCCGGUUGCGUGAGGUGAACCGGUUCCUCGUGGAUGUCUCAGCCAAGAAAUAACAGGCCUGUCAGGGAGAUGGUCUUGAAACUAUGCUCUGUAUGUAUGGGUCACUCCACACACCCCUGGAUGUGAACCAGCAAGGAUAGCUGUGGAGAGCACUGCAUACACAGCAGGAUUUGGGAGGUGGCAAUUCCUGCUCCCCCGCCCUCACCUGCUGAAUUGCCUGGCUUCUUCCUAGAGUGUAAAUACUGAACCAAUUAAAGAAAGAAAGAUAUUCUUACUUUGGUGAUUAUGGGGAGGCGUUAGAACAUGCCCAGGUGCAUGUUGUCAUUCCAAGGGGCACAGGAUUUAGCCGUGGGACCUGUACAGAGGCGGGUGAAGCAAAUUUCUUUCUGGCAUUUGUCCUGCAAUGUUUAAGUGGCUCUAUAAUCCUGUAGGUAGAGAGAGGAGAGUUUUGAAUCCAGAGGCUUGAAAAUAUGAGUUAGGGAGUAUCCAAUUCAGUUGAAUAUCCUAACCCUAUCUCUAUCCAAUUGAAUAUGGCAGUCCUACUUCUUUGUGUGGGUUUAAGACUAGAUAGCCUUUAAAGUUCCUUUUGGUUCUGAAAUCCAUUCUGAGUUUGCACUGGCUUAAGGAAUCCUUUCUGGUUCACUCUUGAACAGCACAACAUGUGCCCAAGUGUGGAGUUUGGCCAGUUGGGGCAUGAGCAAAUCUAUCCAGAGUCUCCCCGAAAGGACAUCAGUUGGUGGCAAAGCCUUAUGCUACCCCUCCCAUUCUAUAAUGUCCUGGGGGGAGGUGAAAAUGUUCAUUAUCAGCAGGGCAGGGGUUCUUCGUGAUCCCACAGGAGAGGGGGUUUUGAAACUUGAGUCCCAGCUGUUGCUGGACUACAACCCCUUUGACCAUCAUGGUUGGGGAUGAGACCUGUAAUCCAUUAUCAGGUUUGGGAAUCCCAUACCAUAGGAGACCAACUCUUAACAGAAUAAUCAUGAGCUGCAUCAAUCAGUGUGCACCAUCCAAAAAUAGAGCAGGCAAUUUGCUCUACUGGUUAAAGAUCAGAAGCCAAAACCAAAGCUGUCCUGCAUCCCUUUAAUGAAAAUCUUUGUACAUGCACUGUAUUUCCCAGGACUUGGUGUUCCAUAGGCCUUAGUACUCUUCUGAAUUACUUGAAUAAAUAACUUCUUUAAAAGCACUGGCUUUGUCUUUGUCCUGACAGAGGACAAAAAAAAAAGCCUGCAUAGCAGGGCAAAACUGUGCUAAUAAAGAUUAUCAGCCCUUUGUCCCUCUCCCAUUCCAAUUUGAGUCACCACUAUACUCAAGAUCACUCAAUCUUCUCAAAGCUGCCUCGUAAUCCCUAUUUUUAGAUUACGACUACCUGGGCCAGUGAGGCUGAGAAAAGCUCAUUGUGCAUGGCUUGUGUAGCAGACUGAUGCCCCUCUUGAAUUCUGAAGCAGAGACAUUUCUAACCUUUUCUUUGGUGGGGGAGUAAUUGUAGGCCAAGAGUUCCUCUUCUAAUGGUUCCUCUUCUAGGGCAAGUGGAAUCAGGAGUAAAAAACCACAAAAGGUUCCAGCCAAAGGCCGCAGCUGAUCUUAAGGGUAGGAGGCAGCUUAGUCCUCCCUCUGCCCUGAGAGGUAUCCAGCCCCGGGGUAGUUGCAGGUUUCCCUAGCUGUUGAUCCUGCUCUCUGCUCACACCAUCAGAAUACUGACUCACUUACUGCCUCUUCAAGCUACAUGUGCCAAAAUAUUCUCCUUCCCACCCCACAAAAAACAGACACAUGCCAUCUUUUCACGAUAUUUUUUGUUUAAGUACAGAGGGAGGGGAUCUAUUACUGUCUCAGUACUACCCAAGAUCUUUUCUGCCCAGCAGUAUCUAAGCAUCUCACACCUUUGGCAUCCCAUUUUAAGACUACUGUAUAGCAGGCCUUUGGGUUCUUCCAUCAUGUCCAGUGCUUUCCUACUUAACAUUCAGGCAUUCACACCAUGUUGCAACAUUGGAGUUGCUUGUAAUAAAGGUAUUAUUCAGAAUGUGGGGCUUGGAUUCCCCACCCCAUUUGGACCAACAUAGCUACUGCUUUUUAAGGCAGCUCUCAAAGGUUUCGCAUACUGCUGCACUCUUUAAAUCCAGUGGCCAGCAGAUGGUACUGUUGCUUUAGGAGACAAAUUUACACCUCCCCUUCAACCUGCACUCCCAGCAGAAAUCCAGCUUGGGUUCAUUGCUGGUCUUCAAGAGAGCCCUCAAAACCUGUUUGUUUGGUCUGGCCUUUCAGGGUUUUAAAAUUGUUUUUAAAAGGUUUAAUGGUUUUAAACUGUGUAGUUGUAGUAGUAGUAGUUGUAACAUUUUAUAUCCCUCUCUUCCUCCCAAGGAGCCCAGAGUGGGGUACAUGGUUAAGGUUAUCCUCACAACAACCCUGUGAGGUAGGUUAGGCUGAGAGAGGCGUGACUGGCCCAGAGUCACCCAGUGAGUUUCUUGGUUUUGUAUUGAUUGUUUUUAAAUGAUUGAGUCACAGAUUUUGUUCCUGUGUACCGACCAGAGCCUUUUGGAUGGGGUGGUAUAAAAAUAUAAUAAAUCCAGCUGCAUCCACA